This is a messenger RNA of Pyrus x bretschneideri (Chinese white pear), 1795 nucleotides long. RefSeq lists its product as uncharacterized. Gene Ontology annotation, cellular component: ribosome. Gene Ontology annotation, biological process: translation. Gene Ontology annotation, molecular function: structural constituent of ribosome; 5S rRNA binding. The transcript has 4 exons. The coding region runs from base 576 to 977 and encodes 133 amino acids. Lineage: Eukaryota; Viridiplantae; Streptophyta; Magnoliopsida; Rosales; Rosaceae. The record is from RefSeq and is a predicted model, not a curated record.
CACACCAGCCCACCCGUUGGCUUUCCUCCUCCUCCUUUCCUGGUUCGGCUAUCACGGUGACACUCACUCCUACGCUUCCACACGGCCAAGCUUUCAUCUUUGUUCCCGACAGGCGGGGGAGCAACUAGAGUAUGCACAAUCCUCUCAAGGUUUCUGUUUCUCAGAUGGUUUUCUAGGUGGGAGUGAGUCAAAUUAAAUUUGUGUGCCCAAGUGUGACUCAAAAUGCUACCGACUUUCUAUUAAGAUGCAUUUGAACUGAUAAUUUUCGGAACCUGGAAGACAGGCCUACACGAUGUUAGCAGUAUGUAUUUGAAGGAAUUUGUUUGAUAUUAUUUAAAAGCGUAGAAGCAAUUAGUCUCUGGUUCUACAUGUUUGAUAAAUAGUGGGUUGAAGGUGCAACGAGUUUGAUUCAAGUGCGUUGUCAACAUGUUGUUAGCUGCUUAAAUGAACUGGGUUAGAACUUAACCAGUGGCUGUGGGUGAUAAUUGAGAGUAUCUCUCUACUCCCCUUGAAGAGAAUUAACGACCAAAGAGUUUAGUAUUUUUCUUUGGUACAUAACUCAGGACUGCCCCAGAAUGACGGUUGUGAAGCGAUAUGUGCUACGGCUGUUCAUAUCACUGAAGUACAUUACAGCAAACGUAGUGGACAGAAAUAAUGGUCGGAUUGUUGUGUCAGCAUCUACAGUUGAACAUUCAAUCAAGGGCUCACUCGAAUGUGGAAGGUCUUGCAACGCAAAGGCAGCGGCAGUUGUUGGAGAUGUGUUGGCUAGGCGACUCAAGGUGGAAGGUCUUGACGAGGGACAGGGACAAGGGAUUCAUGUCAAUGUAAAUAACGAAGUUGAGAAAAAGGGUUUUAAGAACCGCACCAAGAUUUGGGCUAUUGUCAAUGCUCUUAAGGACAAUGGAGUCAAACUCAUUCUUGACGGUAGUGAUGAAAAUACUUCUCAGCCAAUGACAGAAAGGAAGGAUUUGCGCUGAUUGUAUAGAAUCCGCAAAUACAGGAGUAUGUAUCCUUGUUUUGUACAGUGAACCGCUUUCUUCUUUUGAACUCUUCUACUACUUAUGUUUCCCCUAUCGAAGUGGUUAGAGCGGUGUAGAGGUAUGCUAGGAAAUUCCUAGUUGCCUCCACCAAAGUUAUCUCAUGCCAGACCUGAGUAUCCCUCGCCGUACAAAUCAAGUUGAGGUUCUAAGUCAGUCGAUGUCUCUGGUGAGAAUCCGAUGUUGGCCGAGAGAGUGUGCUCUGAUCGGAACCACGAGUCCCCUUCUCUCCCUGUUCAACUUCAAUUCCGAGAGAGUCUCUCUUCAUUCUCCACGGCAGCCCGGAGUGGCCAUGUUCGAGAUAAAAGUUCGUGGGUCGCCCUGCCAUCUGGUAUAGUGAAAAUUAACUUUGAUUGUAGCUGAAUGUCGACGUCUAGCAAGGCUGGCAUUGGUGCAAUUGCCAGAGACACCCAUGAAAUUGUGAUCGCAGGCAGAACUUCAUGUUGUCGUGUCUCCUCCCCGCUUAGAGCUGAAGCUCGAGCAGCGGUUAUGGCUGUCUCCCUUGCUAUUGAAAAUCAGUCUUUUGAUAUUAUUUGCGAGUCUGACUCCCAAGUUCUCAUCAUUUAAUCCGUGAUCCUCCCAAAGGACCCAAUUGGCGCCUCUCCUCAUCGAGUCUCCAUUCCAUUUUAUGGAACUGGGUCCCGAGAGAAGUGACGGAGAACCGAGUUGGUGUUAUUUUAGAUGCGGAAGAGUUGAAAGAAGGAAGUGACAUUUAAUUAAGAAAAGUGAUUGGAGAAAUAAUAAUUCAGUUGUUAAAA